This is a messenger RNA of Aureobasidium pullulans EXF-150, 2808 nucleotides long. RefSeq lists its product as uncharacterized. The coding region runs from base 209 to 2467 and encodes 752 amino acids. NCBI's taxonomy places the organism in Eukaryota, Fungi, Ascomycota, Dothideomycetes, Dothideales, Saccotheciaceae. The transcript has 2 exons. The record is from RefSeq and is a predicted model, not a curated record.
AUUAUCUUCUGCCUAUCCAACACUCGCUACUCGAAAAUCGCUCUAUCUCAUUCUCCGACCCUUUCUUCACCCGUCCGAUACCCGAGCCGACAAAUCGCGCUCGUUUUGCUGCCGAAACCAUCUUCCGAGCCCAGGUGCCGGGCCCCGACGACCGACCACUCGACCGCGUCCCAACAGACGGCCACCGUACAAUCGACACUUGUAAAUCAUGGCCGACUCUCGCGACAAUGCCCGCAGGUCGACAGCCGACGUUUUCGACGACGAAUUUGCCGUAGACGACUUUGACGGCGUGGCCGACGGUUUCGCUCCUGGCCGUGUCCAGACGGGCGACAGCCGCUGGUCAAUCCAUUCCGAGGAUCCUUCUAUUCGCAGCGUUCACGCCCACAUGUCAGAUGCCCCUCGUUUCUCCACUGGUCCCAGCAGGAAUAGCAUGCAUAAACCGCGGGAUACCCAGAAUCCCUUCAGUAGCGCCGAGGACGAAGAUGACGACAGCCACGACGAGCGUUCGGCACUUCAGCGCUCUCAUAGCAUACAAUCCACCUCGACCGCCCAGUAUGCCCCUGGCAUUGCUCACAGGCUCAGCACCGCCUCAUCAGCGAGGACCUUCGCCCGUACCGCAAGCCCUCUGCACGGUACAAGCGGUCCUAGCCACCCUUAUUCGAUGUACCCUCAGGAUACCAAUCUAGCCCGUACGCCAUCUAUCUCGACGACUACAUCUACUAUCCGUGCUGCUCAAACUAGCAAUGUAUCACACCAACGACCCACUCAUCCUUACAGCAUGUAUCCCCAAAACGUUUCUGCACAUGAUGAGGAAGCCGAUACUUCCGUGGCUCCGCCGAGCCAUGCCCAGACAGUGAUCCCUGUUGGCUUUCCAGGAAGAAACCAAGCCUUUGUACGAACGCGAGGACCAGAAGACGAAGAACAGGACAUCAUCGGCGUUGAUGGCCAUUCUGAACAACUUCCCCCGUAUUCUGAAUAUCCCGAGGACGGUGUCCCGAAACCGAUUGUCGCCCCAGCACAAGCUGCUACACCUCCUAGUACCACUCAGAUCCAUCUGCCUUUGAUGCAACAACAACGCCAACCUCAAAGCAUGUCGGAUCAGGCCGAUGCGCAUGGCUUUGCCGAAAUGCAGCAGCUAAACUCGAUCGACUCAAACGACACUCCUUCAGAGGCCAAGAGUUGGAGCGAAAAAUCGUGGAAAGAGAAACGCAAGACUCGUUUCUGUGGCAUUCCCUUCUGGUGGAUAUUGCUGUCCCUCUGCGUGCUGGCAUUCAUUGCCAUUGUUCUCGGUGCUGCAAUUGGUGGUAUCUUUGCCAGUGCUCGUAAAGAAGCCGAAAAGGCCAACAAUCACCGUGGUCCUACGACUACUCUAUUGGAUGCAUCGCCCAUCCCAACCUCUUCCAUUGGAGCACCACCACCAACUGGUGUCUAUGCUCUGGACUUCGGCCCUCCAAGAGCUACUCAGUCGGCUUGUAUCACCAACCAAAACUACUCUGCCGCUUGGGCUUGCAACAUAUAUGGUACGCCGCAGAUGGCCAUCAACAUCGGCUCCCCUCCAGAUGGAAGUGACAGUGAGGGCGCCUGUCUAUAUGGUUUCAACAAUGCUACGGGCAUCAACUACGGCACACAACCUCCCAACACUCAUUUCGCUCCUUUCAUUUCAGUAGAAGACGACGACGAGCCCUACCGAGGACCUGCUUUCUAUUUCCAAACAUACUACGACAAGUUCGUCGUCGUUCCGGAGAGCUCUCUUCCUGCCAGUAACGCCGCCAGCCAGCAGAAGCGCUCCUACGUCAACUCCAAUUGGUUCACUCAGCACCAAGUUCAGGCUGGAGAUAAGCCAUGGUUCUGCUGGUUCAACCAAACCUUCCUCGAAGGCUUUGUCUACGCCAACAACUACACGCUGCCGAGUGACUCAGCUUCUUCAUCCUCAAUGGCGUCGUCGUCAUACUCCAAAUCACCAAAAACAUCGUCGGCUCCGUUGACCACUUCUACUAUAAUUGAAGUCUCUGGUCCUUCGACGACAGCCACCCUGACUUCUGCCUCUCAAUCUACAGCUUAUGCCCAUCCAGUUUCCAACCUUUACACGCACACGUCGAAUGGAAGACGAGCAAAGCGCAGUUGGCAGCUGGAGAAGCGUGGUUGGACGUUCGCUGAGUUAUCUUCUUUCGGAUAUGUCGUCAAGAUUGAAGAACGUCGUGCCCCGAAUAGCCCAGAGCCAUACUGCCAGCAGUUCCAAAUAUUGGAUAAUGGCAUGGCGGGCGCUCUGCAGGACCCAAGCACUGGCCAGCAGAUAACCAUCACCCUUGAAGAAACGGAUCCCGACCUCAGUGCUUACACACCAGAGACGACGGACGGAUCUCCAUCGGGAUCUUCGAAGGUCAAGCGCGAUCCUAUCAAUGGCGCGUGCCAUUGUGAAUGGUGGAGUGGAUCUUCAUCGAGCUAUGGAUCUUCAUCGGACUAUUAAUCUUCUUUGUUACAUUCUUCGUGUUUAUGAUUUUCUUCCCUUUUCUGGUAACCAGGGAGAUAUCUUGUUUCCUUUGUUCUAUUCUGUUCUUUUCGCAAGGCGAGCCUAGACAGUGCAACGGCGUUAAUUAUUGUGACGAGGGUCAGAUUGCGGAUUGGUUUAGGGAGCGAUUUUGAUUUUGUCUUGUUCGGGAAAGUAAAUGGAAGUGUUGGUGUUUUCGCUCAGGGAGGCGUGGUGUUGGUUUGGAGCGGUGUCUUGUCUUUUAUACAGCAAAGUAGCCUGAUAGUUUCUUCGUUUGAGUUAGGUUAUUCAUGAGAACAUGCAAUUUACAUGAGCAACAC